This is a messenger RNA of Melanotaenia boesemani (Boeseman's rainbowfish), 4033 nucleotides long. It is a transcript of the gene nlrc3, whose product is annotated as NLR family, CARD domain containing 3. The record is from RefSeq and is a predicted model, not a curated record. Gene Ontology annotation, cellular component: cytosol. NCBI's taxonomy places the organism in Eukaryota, Metazoa, Chordata, Actinopteri, Atheriniformes, Melanotaeniidae. Gene Ontology annotation, molecular function: protein binding. The transcript is spliced from 19 exons. The coding region runs from base 237 to 3641 and encodes 1134 amino acids. Gene Ontology annotation, biological process: negative regulation of canonical NF-kappaB signal transduction.
UGACGUGAGCUGCUGCAAUCUCAAGAUCCAUUUUAUUUGUUCACAAGCGUUCAGAGAGACUUGUCUCAUUAGUGGGUUCCUCCACUUAUAAUUUUGCCUUUGUGUGAGAAGGGAAUUACAGAAUUAGCACAUAAAACAUGUGUUAGUUCAGCAUUUUUCAUCUUCAGACACAGACAACUUCAAGAAAUCCAUGACAGAAACAGGAGAAUCAGCGGUUGAAGUCACCCAACUUUCUCAUGGAGAGGAGGCAACAUUACGAUUCUAUCCUGGACCGAAGCAAGCGCAUUUUGUGGCAGGCUGACUGCUAUUUGGAUCUGCAGUCUACAUCCUGCUCGGCCUCAUCACAACCACAAGCAGAGGAUAUAUGUUGGAUCAAGAAACACCAAAACCAACUACAAAGCUUUAUUACUCCUUCCUUCCUGGAGGAGAUGUUAACCCAUCUCAGAGAGAUGGAUGUGCUGAACGCAACUGAAGUGACCCACAUCAAGGAAGCAAGCCUGUUAAAGGACCAGAUUAACAUGCUCACCACUAUUGUCACUGAAAAGGAGUAUCAAGACUCUGAUGCUAUUCAGGGGUUUAUAGAAAGCUCAGAUUCUCAAGUUGCCCAGCUCAUCAUAAACCAUGAAGCCAUGGUGAAGAAGCACAAAGAGGUCCUAUUGCGGCGAUAUGAACAGUACAGAGACAGAGAUUCAGUCAGCUGCCCUCAAUUGAACAUCUCCUCAAGGUCCUUACUCCUAGUUGAUGGACUUUCUGACCUUCAACAAAAAGAACAUGACCUGAUGCAGGUGGGAGUAACUCGGGGAAGGAAAAUAAAUCAUCUCAGGCAGCUGGGGCUAGCUAAGUUGUUUGAACCCCUGACGCGGGUCAGUUUGCCUCCAAGGGUCUCCCUCACAGUUGGUGUAGCUGGUAUCGGCAAGACCACCUGGGUACGACACUUCAUCAGACAUUGGAGCCAAGGGGCCAUAUGCACAGAUGUACACUUUGUUUUACCUUUCACCUUCUGUGAGCUGAACUCACAGGAAAAGUUAUCUGCUGAGAAGCUGGUGAGAAUGACUUAUCCUCAUCUAGAAGAUCCCAGUUUGGUCCUGAGUAGCACCUGCCGGACACUCCUCAUACUUGAUGGUCUGGAUGAGUUCCGCUGCACUUUGAAUUUCUCUGAUGCAGCUCCUUGCAAUGACCCAAAGAAAGAAGUGUCCAUUGAUGACUUGAUUACUAAUAUAAUCCGAGGGAAUCUGCUCCCUGACGUAACAGUGUGGGUGACUUCCAGGCCAGGAGUUGCUUCUCUCAUUCCUGGAGGACUGGUUGACAGGGUAACUGAGAUCCCUGGAUUCAGCCACUCAGACCUCCAGAUCUUUCUGAAUCAUCACUUUUCUGAGAAAGAUUUUGGCAGCAAAAUAUGGGCACACCUGGAGUCAAAUAAGAUCUUGAUGGUGAUGUGUUACAUACCAUGUAUUUGCUGGAUGGUAGCUGAUACUUUGUUGUACAUCAUGCAAAGUGAAACACAGGAGAGCCUUCCAAGGACCUGCACUGAGAUCUAUGCCCAUUUUUGUUCAAUGAAAGCAGAAUUAGGUGAACCAAGAGGCAGGGAGCCAGUGAAAGCAGAGCAGCUUUAUGGGAGCAAUCGUAAACUCCUGGGGAACCUCGGACGACUUGCAUUCUACGGCCUCCUGAAACGCAAGUACACCUUCAGUGAACAGGACCUUAAGGCCUAUGGGAUAGAUCUACUGUUAACUCAGGGCAGUCUUGGUGCUGGAGUUCUUAUUAGGUUAGAGUCCAUUAUACACACAACAUACCGAUUCACACAUUUGACCCUGCAGGAGUUUCUUGCGGCGACUUUCUACCAUGUUUCCUCAAAGCGGGCCAUAUUUGAUUUGUUCUCGGAAAGCACCAUGUCCUGGCCAAAGAUUGGCUUCCAAAACCACUUCAAAAGUGCCUUUCAGCAUUCACAACAAGCUGAAAACGGUCACUUGGAUGUGUUUGUUCGCUUCCUGACAGGCCUGCUGUGCCCAACAGCACUUAAACCGCUUGCGGGGCUCUUGGCCCUUGGGAAGGAUGAUGGCAGUCAGAAGGCAUGGGCAGCAGGAUUUUUGCAUGACGUCUUGGCCAGUGGAGGUGCCGUGGUGUCCCUGCGUGCAGUCAACCUAGCUUACUGCUUACAAGAAUUGCAACAUACAGAGCUGUUGCGGAGUGUAGAAGAGGACUUACAGCGUGGUAGCUUGGGUGAAAAGUUAACAAAGAGUCACUGUGUUGUGCUGGGCUUCCUGCUGCACGUGUCUCCAGAGUGCAGUGAACGGACCAACCUGACGGGCUCUCUGAACUUCACAACAGUGAAAAGUUUGCUCCCACAGCUGCUGUAUUGUAGCCAUCUCAGGUUGGAAAAUAAUCACUUCAAAGAUGAUGUCAUGGAACUGCUGGGAAGUCUCCUGAGUGCCAAAGACUGCCACAUACAGAAAAUAAGCUUGGCUGACAAUUCGAUCAGCAACAAAGGUGCCAAAGCCCUGAGUCGAGCCCUCUUGGUGAAUCGCACACUAACAUCUCUCAACCUCCGAAACAACAAUAUUGGAUCCAAAGGUGCAAGGUUCCUGGCAGAGGCUCUAAAAAUGAACCAAGCUGUAAUAUCAAUCAACUUCCAGAACAAUGCCAUCACAGAAGAUGGUGCUCAGGCUCUUGCAGAAGUUCUGCAGUGCAACCGCAAACUGGUGUCCCUGAAUAUACGGAAGAAUACAGUUGGAGCAAUUGGAGCCAAAAGAAUCGCAGAUGCACUGAAGACAAAUCGAACUCUCACAAAGUUGAUUCUUUGUAGUAACCAGCUUGGGGACAAAGGUGCAAUUGCUUUGGCGGAAGCUUUGAUGCUCAACCACACUUUGCUCUCUCUCCAACUUCAGAGUAACUCAAUCAGCAACAGAGGAAUGACAGCCCUGACCAAAGCGCUGAGGCUCAACCGAGGCCUUGUCUCGUUGAAUCUAAGAGAGAAUUCAAUUGGAGUGGAGGGAGCAAAGAACAUAGCCCAUGCCCUCCAGGAGAAUAACUCUCUGCAAGACCUUGACCUCACAGCUAACCUGUUACAUGAUGAAGGGGUUCAAGCAAUAGCUGGUGCAAUCAAGUUUAAUCAAGGCCUCGUCUCUUUGCACCUUCAGUGGAAUUUCAUCAAGUCCACAGCCACAAAAGCUCUGGCCCAUUCCCUCCUCUCCAAUGGCACAAUGCAACUCUUGGACCUACAAGAAAAUGCAAUCGGGAAUGAAGGGGUCAUUUUUCUUGCUGAAGCUCUGAAAGUCAACACAUCUCUGCAUACAUUAUGUCUUCAGGGAGUCUCAGCAGGUACAAGUGGUGCUGUUGCAAUGGCAGAAGCAUUGAUGACCAAUCAAACUCUGCAAACAUUAGACCUACGUGGGAACACUGUAGGGAUGGAGGGAGCAAAGGCCUUGGCCAACGCCUUGAAAUUCAACAGAAGCCUCAAGUCACUGAAUCUGCAGGAGAACUCUCUGGGUAUGGAUGGAGCCAUAUUCAUUGCAACAGCUUUAAAGGGAAACCACCAGCUAGCAUACAUCAAUUUGCAGGGAAAUGGCAUUGGAGAAUCUGGAGCAAAGGUCAUAUCUGAUGCAAUAAGAGCCAGUGCUCCCAGCUGUGUUGUGGACAUGUAGCCAAAGAAUGAGAAGCUUCUACUGAGGAAGGUCAAACUCAAAGUGCACAAAUAACCUUGUUAUCAUAGACUGAUGUAAGCUAGGCAAUUUAGCAAACUCUGGCUGUAUAGUUGUCUUGAAGAUUGUCAUUUAAUUAUGUUUUUUUUUUUCUUUUUUUUUUUGUGUGUAUUUUUAUGAAAAUAUUGCAAUAUUUAUUCUAACAGUGUCAUUUGCCAGGUUCAGGAUAUCUGAGUGGCAUCAUAUUAUCUUGUCUGUAUCUGUAAAAUAUCCAUUCUCAACAAACCAGGGAACUAUAGUCUUUGUUAUCUGUCUGAAGUAAAAUGUCAUUCUGUAUGUAUGCUCUGUUUGCACUAUUAAAUCUGGUGUAUAAAACAAGUGAAAAAAACAAAAAA